Molecule: messenger RNA, 2802 nt
Organism: Anolis sagrei ordinatus
Lineage: Eukaryota; Metazoa; Chordata; Lepidosauria; Squamata; Anolidae
Gene: ST3GAL3
Product: ST3 beta-galactoside alpha-2,3-sialyltransferase 3
Molecular function (GO): sialyltransferase activity
Source: RefSeq, a predicted model, not a curated record
CCCUCCCGCUAUCCUGGAGGCCGGCGGCUGCUGGCUUCUCUGCCACCGCCGCUGCCCGGCCCGGCAUGGCGGGUGGCUGGGCAGCCGGAACCGGAGGCCGGCGGAGGAGGAGGAAGGGUGGCUGGGAACCCCCUGGUGCUCUGGUUUUAUAGAUGAUCCAAAACCCAUAAGAAAAUGGGACUGCUGGUGUUCAUGCGUAAUGUGCUACUAGCCCUCUGUCUCUUUCUGGUGUUGGGAUUUCUCUAUUAUUCAGCUUGGAAACUGCAUCUUCUCCAAUGGGAGGAUUCGAAUUCAGUGGUUCUUUCCUCUGACUCCGCUGGACGUUCAAUAGGCUCAGGAAGGAGAAAAUCCACACCUCUUGUGCCUCUGUCAUCUCUCCCAUCACAUCUUGCUGCAGACCUGGGAACAGGCAAAGUUCAGAAAGAACCUGUCGUUAUUCCACGCCCAGUUAUUCCUACUCCAGCUGUUAAACCAAUAGCAACCCCACCUGAACAGAGACAACUUGGCCACAGCCAUUCAUUAUCUGAAUAUGACAAACUGGGGUUCCUCCUGCAGCUGGAUUCCAAACUGCCUCCGGAGCUAGCAUCAAAGUACGCAAACAUCUCAGAAGGGGUUUGUAAGCCUGGGUAUGCAACUGCACUCAUGACUUCCAUUUUCCCAAAGUUCUCCAAGUCAGCACCAAUGUUUCUGGAUGAUUCUUUCAAAAAGUGGGCAAGGAUCCGGGACUUUGUACCUCCUUUUGGAAUUAAAGGGCAAGAUAAUCUGAUCAAAGCCAUCCUGUCAGCAACCAAAGAUUACCGCCUUACUCCAGCCCUUGACAGUCUCAGUUGCCGACGAUGCAUUAUUGUGGGAAAUGGUGGCAUUCUAGCAAACAAGUCGCUGGGGGUGAAAAUUGAUGAUUAUGACAUUGUUAUCAGGUUGAACUCUGCUCCGGUGAAAGGCUUUGAGAAGGACGUUGGUGGCAAGACAACAAUGAGGAUAACAUACCCAGAAGGGGCCAUCCAGAAACCAGAGCAGUAUGAGAAGGACUCUCUGUUUGUGUUAGCAGGAUUCAAGUGGCAGGAUUUCAAGUGGCUGAAGUACAUUGUUUACAAGGAAAAAGUGAGUGCCUCUGAUGGCUUUUGGAAGUCUGUGGCAACCCAUGUUCCAAGAGAGCCCCAUGAAAUUCGUAUCCUGAAUCCAUAUUUCAUCCAAGAGGCAGCAUUCAGCUUUAUUGGCCUUCCUUUUAACAAUGGUCUGAUGGGUAGAGGGAACAUUCCUACUCUGGGAAGUGUAGCAAUAACCAUGGUGCUUCACAAUUGUGAUGAGGUUGCUGUGGCUGGAUUUGGUUAUGACAUGAAUUCUCCAAAUGCACCACUACAUUACUAUGAGACUAUCAAGAUGUCUGCCAUCAAAGAGUCAUGGACCCACAACAUCCAACGGGAAAAGGAGUUCCUACGGAAACUGGUGAAAGCCCGAGUAAUCACAGACCUCACUAGUGGAAUCUAAGGAGGCACGGCCACUUUGCUGAAGGACACAGCCCCAUGCAGACAGCUGAGGACAAGGGCAACAAGAGGUCUUUGGCAAGAGGCCCAGCUUCUUAGAGACACACAGAGUGCCCUUAGAAAGUCUCCCUGGCUUGCUCUAUCUGCCUGUAUCAAAGCUGGCAAGGGAGCAGUGGCUAUUGGCCUGAGGGUCAGAUCCUUCAAAUGAAAUUGGAGGUGGACAUGAUGUUUGAGAUGGAACCUCGUUGAGGAGAACAAAAAAAAGUUGGGAAAACUAAACAAACAUGUGCCAAAUGGAGCAAGAGCCACGCCAGAGCAGCAGCAUCUUGAAUGUAUAAGAUGCAUUAUUUUAUAUAAAGAGAGAUUGAGAAUCACAGAAAAUAUAUCAAUGUGCAAAAUGUGGCCUAGCCUGUGCACAGGCCUCAUGGGACACCUGACACUGUGUUGCACUUAGCCUGUCUCUGUGCCAGCCGAGCCCCUUGGAGGGGACUGGGUCCGUCCAAGACUUGUCCGUUGGUGCUGCUAUAAUUUAAAGGUAUUGUGGCCUCUCUUUGCCCUAGAAGGAGCAACCAAGGAGCCUACUGGAUCUUUCAACUCUGUUUCUGGUGAAGCAGCUGCUGCUGCCAAUGUUCACCUAACAGAAUUUUUAGUCUUUAUUCAUGAAGCUCACCUCAUUGAGUUGGGGAAUCUCUACCUGUUUGACAGGUUUGCUGCAGUUCCUGCUGAGAGAUACCCCAAUAUUUUUUUCCUGUGGCAUCCACAUAAUGGGUUUGAAGAGUCCAAGUGAUUGUUUUUUGUUUGGGAAGGGAAUAAUUUAUUUUUGGAUCAGGUAAGAAACAAAGAUUUGUCAAUGUUCGGCAGCUAAUGGUGCCAGCAAUGUUUCAGUCAUUCUGUUGUACUCUGGCCUAAGUGUCUAUUAUCUUGAUAAUGUUUAAGCUCCUUUGGGGACAAUAGUAGAAAUCACUGAGCUGACAUCCAAUUUUGGUUUUUGGCUUCUGUAUAUCAGGUGUUUUGUUUUGUUCACAUUUUCAAAUUUUUCUGUAUCCCUUGUAAGGAGACAAGAGUGUGUUUAUUACUCCUCUGUAUUAAGUCUCUGAUGCAGUUUUUGCACAAUUGUGUAACAUUUGUUUUCGAAAGUUUAGAAAUAGGGCCGUUCUACACUGCCAUAUAAUCCAGAAUAUCAAGGCAGAUAAUCCAUAUGAUCUGCUUUGAAUUGGAUUAUCUGAGUCUACACUGCCAUACAAUCCAGUUCAAAGCAGAUAAUCUGGAUUGUAUACAGCUGUGUAGAAGUGGCCAUACAUUGUGCAAAGUGACCAAA